AUGCCAUCAACAAGCUUAUGCCAAGAUGAGGCAUGCGCUCCAUACAGCCUUAUGGAUGACUACAGCGAGGGAGCUCACCCACAAAUCCUUGAAGGUCUUUUGCGGACAAACUCCACACAGCAAGUCACCUAUGGAAACGAUGAAUACAGCACUUGUGCCCGGCAAUUGAUCCGAAACAAGAUCGGUUGCACCGAGGACGAGGCAGAUAUCUUCUUUGUUCCCAGCGGAACCUCCGCAAACCUCAUUUCAAUCGCCAGCUGCCUAAGACCCUAUGAGGCUGUAAUUACUCUGGACUCGGGUCACAUUGCCUGCAAAGAGGCAGGUGCGAUCGAGGCAACCGGCCACAAACUUAUUCUCGUGCCUGCAGUCGACGGCAAGAUGACUCCCACCAAUCUCCAAAAGGCGCUCCAGCAAAAUCAAUUCUACCCUCAUAUGGCCAAACCCCGGCUACUUUAUAUCUCUAAUGCCUCCGAGACCGGCACUGUCUACACAAAACGCGAGCUGAGCAGCCUCUCCGCUAUUUGCAAACAAUCCAAUCUCCUACUCUUCAUGGACGGAGCACGAAUCGGCACAGCCAUCUGCUCAAGGAAGAACGAUCUCACUCUACGGGAGAUCUUCGACAUGACCGAUAUCUUCUGGAUUGGUGGCACCAAAGCCGGUGCUCUGAUGGGAGAAGCAAUUGUCGUCAAGAAGGACCUGGCCGACGGUUUCGUUUUCCACCUCAAACAACAUGGCGCUUUGCUGGCCAAGGGCCGUAUUCUUGGAGUUCAGUUCAUGGAGCUCUUCCGGUCAGACUUGUUCUUUACACUGGCCACGCAUGCCAAUGAGAUGGCCCAGAAGAUCUCAACCAGCUUCGAGAAGUUGGGUUAUAAGUUGGCUGCGGAGACGGAGACAAACCAGGUGUUUGUUGUCCUUCCUCAGCAAUUGGUUCGGAGCCUGCAGAACAGAUUCCGAUUCUAUGUUUGGGAGCAGCUUGAUAAUGGGGACUCCGUGAUUCGGCUUGUGACGUCCUGGGCCACGGAUGAGCUGGAAAUUGAUAACUUCAAUGCGUGGGUGCAACAAUGGACAGUGGCAACCAACAUUUGA
This is a messenger RNA of Penicillium egyptiacum, 1086 nucleotides long. NCBI's taxonomy places the organism in Eukaryota, Fungi, Ascomycota, Eurotiomycetes, Eurotiales, Aspergillaceae. The record is from the annotation of a GenBank genome assembly.